Molecule: messenger RNA, 2921 nt
Organism: Galeopterus variegatus (Sunda flying lemur)
Lineage: Eukaryota; Metazoa; Chordata; Mammalia; Dermoptera; Cynocephalidae
Gene: ELAC2
Product: elaC ribonuclease Z 2
Exons: 24
Coding region: 51-2522 (823 amino acids)
Biological process (GO): mitochondrial tRNA 3'-end processing
Cellular component (GO): mitochondrion
Molecular function (GO): 3'-tRNA processing endoribonuclease activity
Source: RefSeq, a predicted model, not a curated record
CACGGACAGGAGGGACCGGCUGCGUUCUCCGUCCAGGUGUAGACGGGUGCAUGUGGGCCCUUCGCUCCCUGCUGCGGUCCGCUGCCGGACGUACCAUGUCGCAGGGGCCGGCCCUCCGCCAGCGGCCGCCCAAGGACCCGCUGCGGCACCUGCGCACGCGGGAGAAGCGCGGGCAGUCGUGGGGAUCCGGGGGCCCGAACACCGUGUACCUGCAGGUGGUGGCGGCCGGCGGCCGGGACGCGGGCGCAGCGCUCUAUGUUUUCUCCGAGUACAACCGGUACCUCUUCAACUGUGGAGAAGGCGUCCAGCGACUCAUGCAGGAGCACAAGCUGAAGGUUGCUCGCUUAGACAACAUAUUCCUUACGCGAAUGCACUGGUGUAAUGUUGGGGGUUUGUGUGGAAUGAUUCUUACUUUAAAGGAAACCGGGCUUCCAAAGUGUGUGCUUUCUGGACCUCCACAACUGGAAAAAUACCUAGAAGCAAUCAAAAUAUUUUCUGGUCCGUUGAAAGGAAUAGACCUGGCUGUGCGUCCCCACUCUGCACCGGAAUACCAGGAUGAGACCAUGACAGUGUACCAGGUCCCCAUAUACAGUGAACGGAAGUGUGGAGAGCCCCAGCCAUCACAGAGUCCAGAGAGCCCUCUCGGCAGGCGCAGUCCAGAGCAGUCUUCAGACUCUGGAUCACCCAAAAAUGAGCAGCACCCUCCAGAUGGUGUUAGCCGGAGAAUAGGUGGCAGGGACCCCUCCUUGGUCGUAGCUUUCGUCUGUAAGCUUCAUGUAAGAAAAGGAAACUUCUUGGUGCUCAAAGCAAAGGAGCUGGGCCUCCCAGUCGGGACGGCUGCCAUUGCUCCCAUCAUUACUGCUGUCAAGGAUGGGAAAAGUGUCACCUAUGAAGGCAGAGAGAUUUUGCCUGAAGAGAUCUGUACUCCUCCAGAUCCUGGUCUUGCUUUUGUGGUGGUGGAAUGUCCAGAUGAAGGAUUCAUUCAACCCAUCUGUGAUAAUGCUACCUUUAAGAGGUACCAAGGAAAGGCUGAUGCCCCUGUGGCCCUCGUAGCUCACAUGGCCCCAGAGUCUGUGCUUGUGGACAGCAGGUACCAGCAGUGGAUGGAGAGAUUCGGGCCCAACACCCAGCACCUGAUCCUGAAUGAGACUUGUGCGUCUGUUCACAACCUGCGCAGCCACAAGAUUCAAACACAGCUCAACCUCAUCCACCCGGACAUCUUCCCCCCACUCGCCAGUGUCCUCUGCAAGAAAGAGGGGCCAGCCCUCAGCGUGCCCACGGUUCGGGCGGAGUGCCUGCUCAAGUACCAGCUCCGUCCCAGGAGGGAGUGGCAGAGGGAUGCCAUUGUCACUUGCAAUCCAGAUGAAUUUAUAGCAGAGGCCCUGGAGCUGCCCAAUUUCCAGGAGAGCAUUCAGGAAUGUAGGAAGCAUGUGCAGGAUGGCCCAGCCCCAGCAGAGAAAAGAAGCCAGUAUCCAGAAAUCAUCUUCCUCGGAACAGGGUCUGCCAUCCCGAUGAAGAUUCGAAAUGUCAGCUCCACGCUUGUCAACAUCAGCUCCGACACGUCUCUGCUCCUGGACUGUGGCGAAGGUACAUUUGGGCAGCUGUGCCAUCAUUACGGAGAUCAAGUAGACAGAGUCCUGGGCACCCUCGCGGCUGUGUUUGUGUCCCACCUGCACGCGGAUCACCACACGGGCUUGUUGAAUAUCCUGCUGCAGAGAGAACAAGCUUUGGCGUCUCUGGGGAAGCCUCUUCGCCCUCUGCUAGUGGUUGCUCCCACCCAGCUCAGGGCCUGGCUCCAGCAGUACCACAACGAGUGCCAGGAGGUUCUGCAUCACGUUAGUAUGAUUCCUGCCAAAUGCCUUCAGAAAGGGGCUGAGGUCUCCAGUCCCACACUUGAAAGACUGAUCAGUUCAUUGCUGGGAAUAUGUGAUUUGGAAGAGUUUCAGACCUGCCUGGUCCGGCACUGCAGACAUGCGUUUGGUUGUGCGCUGGUGCACACGUCCGGCUGGAAGGUGGUCUACUCAGGAGAUACCAUGCCCUGCGAGGCUCUGGUCCAGAUGGGGAAAGAUGCCACCCUCCUGAUACACGAAGCCACUCUGGAAGAUGGUUUAGAACAGGAAGCAAUGGAAAAGACACACAGCACUACCUCCCAAGCCAUCGGCGUGGGGAUGCGGAUGAAUGCGGAGUUCAUCAUGCUCAAUCACUUCAGCCAGCGCUAUGCCAAGAUCCCCAUCUUCAGCCCUGACUUUAACGAGAAAGUGGGAAUUGCUUUUGACCAUAUGAAGGUCUGCUUUGGAGACUUUCCGACGGUGCCCAAGCUGAUCCCCCCGCUGAAGGCCCUGUUUGCUGAUGACAUCGAGGAGAUGGUGGAGCGCAGGGAGAAGCGGGAGCUGCGGCUGGUGCAGGCGGCCCUCCUGUCCAGGGCACGGGCUGGCGGCCCUGAAGACGGGGAGCCCCAGCAGAAACGGGCACAUGCAGAGGAGCCUCAGAGUCCACAGAGCAAGAAGGUCAGAGCCCAGUGAAGCCCAGGAGUGAUCCUGAACUCUGAGGACUGUGCCUCUUCUGCUCCGUGCAUGGCCCCCAUGUCUGCUCUCCUUGCCUGGUGGAAACUAGAGAGCAGGAUCCAAUGAGGAGGUGUGGAGCUGUGCUGAGACCAGGGCUCCUGGAUGGCUGGCGCCUGGCACCGCUGUGAGACAGGAGGCUGCCAAAUGGAAGCAGGCAGGUCUAACUAAUUCCGAUCAGUCUUUAAAGUCAUCUAGAAACACAGAGGGUGGCACCCCCCCUCGCCUACUCCAGCAGUGUGAUUUCCUCUGCAUGCCAGGGAAAAGGAAAGUAACAGGAUGUUGGGUCUGAGUGUCUCCGAGACUCAAGGAAUAGUAUUUCCAAAGAAGCAGCCACAAUAAAGAUUGAGUGGAUCCUGA